Messenger RNA from Rhipicephalus microplus (southern cattle tick), 1296 nucleotides. Its product is annotated as ligand-gated ion channel 4. Gene Ontology annotation, biological process: monoatomic ion transmembrane transport. The record is from RefSeq and is a predicted model, not a curated record. Gene Ontology annotation, cellular component: membrane. Lineage: Eukaryota; Metazoa; Arthropoda; Arachnida; Ixodida; Ixodidae. Gene Ontology annotation, molecular function: transmembrane signaling receptor activity; extracellular ligand-gated monoatomic ion channel activity.
CUCCAACGGCGAGGUCAGUGAGUUGCCUCGGUGGCACAGUACGCUUCUUUUUUUCCUCGCAAGGUGCCAGCUGAAGAAUCGUCGAUGAAAGCUCACAAAUCUCUCGUCUUCCUCGCUCAAGUCGUCAUCAGUGUCAUGGCUGAACGAAACGGAAACAAAGGCAGCAGUAAUUACGAACUGGACGUCGAGCGCCUUCGGAGGGUCCUCUUUCAAGAGAGGAACUACGACACCACGUCAAGGCCGACAAACAACACAUCUGAGCCGACCAUCAUAAAUGUUGACUUUUCCUUCAAGAACAUCAUGCACGUGAGAGGCGAAAGCGACUGGUUUACGGGCUUGUUCUGGAUGUGCGCGUCCUGGCACGACCACCGGUUGACUUGGAACCCGGAAGAGUUCGACAACAGGACUUUCCUCCACUUGCACGAGAGAGAAAUGUGGUCGCCCAACCUAGACGUCAUCAACGCGAUGGGUCACGAUUUUGACUACUGGAGGCACUUGCUCACUAUCCAAUCAGACGGCACUGCAUGGUUUUGCUUUUCUGCCAAGUUCAAAAUGCCAUGCCCCGCCCACAGUGCGACAUUUCUGACCGGAGAACAGGUUUGUACGAUUCGGGUGGUUACGCUGGAUACCCACGAGAGCAGCGAGGUGGCGCUGGUGGAAGGCAAGGACGUCUGGGAUCAAAUGCAGGAAGACGAAAACACGGAGUGGAUCAUGACCGACAUUUCGUACGGCAACUACACAGAGUACAACAGGCCGUUCCUGAACGUGUCGUUCCAUUUGCGGAGGUCCUUGAAGCGUCACCGCUACGCCAUCACCGUACCCCUGGUGGCCGUGACGCUCGUGAUGUUCUCCGCCUUUUGGAUGCCACCAGUAUCCGACCGCCGGCUUACGCUAGCAGCACUAAACAUCCUAAUCUUGGCGCUUAUGCUCGAAAGGACGACGGCCCGUCUCGGGCUGUCAGUGGCGACGUUGAACAUAAUGCUCUUCCUUGGUAUAGCGACGGUGGUGCAAGUGGUCGUCGCAACAGGAAACGUCUUGGCCCUGAACCUGCUGUCUUCUAGGGUGGGUGUUAAGGUUCCUGACGCCUUGCACCGGGCUCUGUCCGGAAAAGCCGCGGACAUUCUUUGCCUGUGCGACCAAGAACCGGAGACAUCGGCGAGACCAGAAGACGCGCAACAGCCACCGGCAUUCGACGAAUUUCACGAUCGGAGGAGGCGCUGGAUUCGAGCGGCGCAAGCUCUCGACCGGCUGUUCUUCAUCGUGCUCGGAUUCGCGGCUAUAGGUCUUUUGGCAUGA